Dracunculus medinensis (Guinea worm) is the source of this 2385-nucleotide messenger RNA. Lineage: Eukaryota; Metazoa; Nematoda; Chromadorea; Rhabditida; Dracunculidae. The record is from the annotation of a GenBank genome assembly.
AUGAAGAAAGAGCACAAGGUUUCUGCCCAUUUAACCGUCACUGAACAAAAUAAUGAAGAGUUGUCUGGCGAAGGUGGUGAAUAUGUGAAAAAAAAAAGGGAGUACAAAAAUUCUAGUUCCUCGGAUAAUGGAAAAUCAAGGGAUAAAUCAAGAAAAAGAAAACAUUCAGACAAUGAUCGAAAGGAUCGUAAGAAAAGGAAAAAGAAAGAAAAAAAAAUGAAAAGACAUCGAAAAAACAGAAAGUAUAAGAAAGGGUCUAGUGAUCUGAGCGAUGAAGAAUUGGAGAAUUUGGAGAAAAAGAAGGUGGACAUCGAAAAAAAACUUAACGAGUCAACUGUCGAAAAUAAACACAAAUCGUCAACUCUGGGAAAUAGUGAGCAAAAAAAUGUAAAUGAAAGCAAAGGAAUUUCAUGUGGCGAGGAAAUAUUCAGCAAAAGGGCCACAAUUGAAGAAAGAAUUAUUGAAAAUGAGAAGAAUGGAAGAUUAAAUAUGUCCAUCGAUACAUUUGUCGAUAAAGAUUUAACUAUAAAAGUAGUUGGAAAAAUUGGUGAAACUUCACUGAAUCGCGAUAGUGAAGAAUCUACAAAUGAUCAUAAAGAUGAGAAAGACGAGAAAGUAUUAUCGAUAAAAUUAAAAUCCCGAAAACGAUACGAUAUUAAAGAAGAUAACAAAUUGGAUUAUGAAUCUUCAGAUGAUGGUGAGCUCAGGAAAAAUAUGCACGAGCGUAAAAAAAGGCCAGGCAUUGAUACUAUUAUUGACAAGGAAGAGAAGGGAAAGGAGAAAAUGCUUGGUGAUAAUAUCAAAAGGAAAUUGGAUACCGAAGAAAUUCCAAGGAAUGAAAGUGGAAAAAAAAAAAGAUUUAGUGAAAGUGAUAAUGAAAAUAUAGGGAAGAAGACCAAAUUAAGAGGUGAACGAAAUCAAAAAGGUCACGAAGUUGCUCGGCAUGAAAAUGAUGAAAGACGGAGACGUCAUACUAAAUCUCCUGAAAGCAAGCGUCAUCGGUCUCCUGUUUCAUCUCGUUAUCGUGAUUCUUCUCGAAAUCGGCGACGUGAUAAUUCAAGUGAACGUCGAUAUGAUAAUUCCCAUGAACGUCGCCGAGGCGAUUCACGUGAACGCGGUCGUAAGGAAAUUUAUGAGGAACGCCGGCAUGACCAGUCAAAAGAACGAAGGAUUCGCAGAUCUCGCUCACCUCUCAAAAAACGAAUAGAUAUUCAGAUUCGGUCUCACAGAUCUCGUUCUGUGGAGCGUCGUAGAGAUUAUCGUUCAUCAUCUCGCGAUCGUGCCAGGCGGCGAACUACAAACAACAAUAUAUUUCGCGGACGUCGCCGUUCAGGUUCGAGAGAUCAUAAAAGAAUUCCAUCUCGUGAUAAGAAACAAAAUCGAGGAUCAUCGCGAGAUGAAAAACGCAGCGGUAGACCACGACGCCACUCUUCAAAAUCACGAGUUAAACAAGAUGACGCUGGAAAAUCCGAUCAAAGCAUAUCUCAGAAGAAGGAAAUAGUGAGGCGACAUGUUCAUAGUAAUAGUAUGAGCUCUGUUGAGUUCAAUGAUUCUGAUGAAGAGGAGCAGAAAAAAAUUGAAGAACUAAGGCGAAGAAGGCGGCAGCUUCUCAUGGAAAUGGAGAAGCAGAAUGGGAAUGAUAAUAGAUUUGCGAAAAAACCACUUCGUAAAUUAUCAUCUGAGAAAUAUAAUAAGAUUUUUGUGUCGCAAGAAAAUACUGCAAACAGCAAUGAAAUUUUGAAAGAAGCGAAAACCGAGAAACGCACUCAACAAGAUAAUAAGCAAGAGGAAAAUGAUAGUUACGAAGAAGCUCAAAGAGUUUGCUUUGAAACUAGUCCGAGUACUGAAUGCAGCGAACAAAACGCAAAAUUUGACUGUGAAAAUAGUAAAGGACGCGAGGAAAGUGUGGUUACUCAAGAUUUUGAAAAUAGCGAUAACGAUAUUUCAAACAGUGAAAGUCCGACGAAAGGAAACAUCGUAUUAAAAGAAGCUGAACGCGAAUUGGAGAAGGGUUAUGACAGUGAUAUUUCCAAUUCUAGUACUCCUAUAUUAAAUUCUGAUAAUGAUACUCCAGGUGAUUUCUUCGACGAACUCAAAGAAAAAAUGGUCCACAUAAAGGGCCAGGAGGAAUCUGAAGUUGAUCGAGCUCUCAAAAAAGCGGUAGAAGAAGAGGCUGAAGAACAAAGAAGACAAUGUGGGGAGGAUGUUGGAAAGAUUCAUAGAGACAGCGGUGAUAAUGUUACUUUUGAUAUGUUCGCUACUGAUUCGGAGCUGCCGACAGAGAUACUGGCAUCACUUAUGGUUUUUACAGUUUUCAUCAUACAUAGUCUUGAAGAAGGCAGCUAUAAUCGUUUCGGGCCAAGAUGCUGCAAAUGCUUCUCUUAA